AUGACAGGCAACCUGAGUGCUGACUUUGAUCCAACGGCGCAUGUGACUGAGGUCACUGGGCCUUCUGAGUACGUUUGUGUUUUCGGGAGGUGGAUGCGACGACCCUCCCAAUGCGCACCUGAAGCUCCUAAGCCCGACUUGCAGCAAAAGAAGAGGAAGCGCCAGCAUGCCAGCCAUGACAGGGAGAAGCCCGAGCAUGGUUGCGUGCGUGAGGCGCCCAGAGACAAUACUGCGGAGAAAACGCAAGACGACGGCAAAAGACGCCGUUGCGCUUCGCACCAAAAGAAGCUUGUUGAGUUCAACGCUGAGCAGGCAGAAGUGAAAGCCGAAAAAUCGGCAACGCCGCAACGCCAAGCCUCUGCGAGCCCAUGCGCAGAUGGUCUAGAUUUUGCCAUUGCAAAGGCAGAGAAGGGCAGGGCAUCGAUGGUAGCAACCUGGAAGAAGCUGGCAAACGGCAAGGGGAAGCCCUUUGUGGAGCGUUCCGAGCUUGCAGGACCACCCGGGCUGGACCGGGAGCUGUUCAACCACCACUUCCAGAGCUGGCUGUCUGAACGCGGUCUGGAAGACGCAUUGGAACGCGACCCAAAGAAGGAUCCUGCACCUGCUGAACUUGCUGACUGCAAACCGAACUUCCCGUGCUUGUACUACAAGUACAAGGCCCCAAGAAUUCCCGACACUGCUCAAAUACAGCCUGGCCCUAAGUGGAAGCGGGCCUACCACGGGACGUGGUUCUACGGCCUCAGAAGCAUUUUGCGCCAUGGGGUGCUACUGGAAUCGAAUGACAAGGGGAAGGGGCACGAGUUCAGUGAACCUGGCCUGUGCGUGGCUCCUGGCUUGGCCAAGGGCAUCUGGUUCGCAAGGCCUCACGCUGUCUUUGAUGAUGGUCUCUUCCACAGAGCCAUCAUCGAAGUCGCUUACGACCCCUCCCAAGCAACCCAGAAACGCAACAAAAAAAAGAACGCAAACAUCACUGUCAGCAGCGAUGCUGUGGCCAUCACUGCCGUAAUAAUCCAGCCCAACUCCCAUGUGAGCGCCGGAGAGGAGCGCUUCACAGGCUGGGAUGAAGAGCUCGAAAUCAUCCCACGUAUUACGAAGCCGUCAAGCAUGCGAACGCCAGAGGCAGCAAGCAAAGCAGCGCUUGAGGCGGAAGGCCAGCUGAAAAGGGAGCGUCGGCACCUCGAGUACGAGGCGCGUCGGGAGACCUAUGCUCGUCGAGCGGAGGAAGCCUGGCGUGAGCGCGAUGAGCUGCGUCGUCAGCAUGCCCAGCGAGAGGAAGAGGCCCGGCGUAGACGCCGGUCUUUGUCUCCACCAG
Symbiodinium pilosum is the source of this 1312-nucleotide messenger RNA. The record is from the annotation of a GenBank genome assembly. Lineage: Eukaryota; Dinophyceae; Suessiales; Symbiodiniaceae.